This is a messenger RNA of Talaromyces stipitatus ATCC 10500, 1747 nucleotides long. RefSeq lists its product as uncharacterized. The transcript has 4 exons. Gene Ontology annotation, molecular function: DNA-binding transcription factor activity, RNA polymerase II-specific; zinc ion binding. NCBI's taxonomy places the organism in Eukaryota, Fungi, Ascomycota, Eurotiomycetes, Eurotiales, Trichocomaceae. Gene Ontology annotation, biological process: regulation of DNA-templated transcription. The record is from RefSeq and is a predicted model, not a curated record. Bases 54 to 1667 code for a protein of 537 amino acids.
CGCGGCGUUAUGUUGGAGACAGCCGGUCAAUUGAGGGCCUGAACGCAGCUAACAUGCCAAACAUAUCUGCUAGCAAAAAGGCGUUGGUUGGUCGGCCUUGCCUCACCUGCCAACGUCGGAAAAUAAAGUGUGACCGAGCCAAACCAGAUUGUCACCGAUGUCAGAAGGCCGGGCUACAGUGUGGCGGAUAUGCCUCCGAUUCAUUUGUCCUUGUAGUUCCUACUCGAAUUUCCGGGGAAGGGGCCAAUAAAGUUAGAUUGAGGCGUACCAAAGGCAAAGAAAAUGUGAAAAGCACAAUCGUGCAGGAAGAUGACAACGGCACAGUCGAUGGAAGGAGUGGUGGUACCGUCCAGGUACCAGGAACGUCACCCCAGUCUUAUAUCAAUACAGCCCCAGAGAAUAGGAUGCAGGUGCUGUCCUAUUUUCUAGAACGUUAUUUGCCGGCUUCAAUGACUAGCCACCGCAAUUUUAUUACUCCGUCUUCUUGGGUGCGGAGUCUACCGAAUUUACUAGGCCGAUGGGAGGUGCUUGAUACCGCUCUUUCCGCGCUUUGCCUUGCAUAUAUUGGAGAUUUGCACCAAGGCUACGUGCACCUGCAUGAAAGCCAACGGUUUUAUAAUGAGGCACUGCUGAGGUUGAGGUCCAUGUCACUUGAUUCGCUGAAAUCGGCCAAUGAAGGCGUGCUUACAAUGACCAUGACGAUGGCCAUGUAUGAGCUCUUUCACAGUACCUAUGGGCGUCUUCAAGGCUGGAUGUUCCAUGUAAAAGGUGCAUGCCGAAUUCUACAGCUUCGAGGCCCGCCUACAAAAGAUACUCCCCUUGAUAUGAGUCUGUUUAACCGCGUGCGAAACACUGCAUUAUGGGACGCAUACGGGAGUCGAAAAAUGUUAUUUCUGGCUCGCCCAGAAUGGCAAAAUUUGUCCGACACUCCUCAUGAUAUCCUUCUCGACGCUCUAGUGUGCAUACCCGGUCUCAUAGAGGCCUCUGAUAACAUGCUCUCACUAACCCAGUCGGGACGAGUUGAUCUGCCCGGCAUUGAUGAUCUCCUCAGAUGUUGGCAUGCAAUCUAUCUGCGGCUCACGGAGUGGUAUGUUGAAUUCGAAAAGCAAGAGCCCGUUGGCCUCUAUGAUUGCGGACCACUUGACCGAAAAGGACACCCAUAUCUUGAUGCGGACAAGUCGCACCUGUACUCCAUGUUUCCACAAGUCAUCUCCUUCAGGGAUACAUAUGUGGCUCAAAACUUGCUCAUGUACUGGUUCGGUCAGCUUGUUGUCCAUACGACAAUGCUCCAACUUUAUGUGUCCAGAGAAAAGCAUCAAAAUCGGCUCAACCCCGAUGCAUUUCCCGGUAAUUACAAGGGCAUCCAUAGUAUAUCAAGAGGAAAUGUGCAAAAGGCUGGUGAUUAUUACGCGACCAAAAUCUGCCAAUCUACGGCAAAUCUCAGGGGUGGCUACGGCUUUCAAAUUGUGAUGGUUCCGCUUUGGGCAGCACAGCAAUUUUAUGACAUCUGCCAGGAUCCCAGAUAUGAGUGGUGUCAGACUGUGCUGAGAAAUUUCGGAGCUGUUGGGGGCUACGUUCUGUCAGCUGAAACGCUGGGAUUUUUGAGACCAGCACAGUAUCCGGGGAUCACAAUGAAAGGGGGAGACAUGGUUAUUAAUAGCAUAUAAUUACAUAUUCGCGUAUUUGUAAGAAAAAGUUCAUCUAGGAAACUAAUACUCAAUAAGAGAAGCUUUGAAAUUCUCUUGGC